ACACCUGGCCUCAGGCUGAAAACUUCAACCUAAUUUGUAUUUUCGAAACCAAAUGAGAGAAGUGACUGGGAGACGGCAUCUCCGCCCUCCAUUUGGGGCUGGGCUUUGUGCUUCCUACAUUCUCUCUCUAGUCCCGUCAUGGUGUGGCUGCCUGUCGACAGGUUUCACCCCUGAACACCAGGAAUGGAGGUAAACUCAGCUGCAAGAGCUCUGGGGCCUAGCAGUAGGGCCUGACUACACAUUCUGUGCAGAGACCAGAAGUGUAAAAGCUGAGUGCAUCUGGGAGUGACGCUGCAGCUCAGUGGGUUUUGGAUUUUUUUUUUUUUUGCUAGCACGGCUGAUGGCUGCUGACGCUGACAGGAUGCGGUGCAGAGAAGUCAGCCUCCGCAAGAAGCACCACAGCUACAGUGUAAAGCAGGUGAAGAGCGUUACAUGGUGAAAGAGGAACCAAAACCCCCUCUCCUGUUUCCAGGUAUCAGUCACUGAGUCUUUACUUUACUGUGGACCUUCACGGGCUGCUUUACAAGGCAAAUAAGAUGAUGACACAAAGCAAUGUACUCUAAGAGGGUUUAAAUAUGUGACAAUGUAAACUUGGAGCAAGCAUGCUACUACAUACAAUAUGGAAUUAUGAAAAACAUUGAACACAGUGGUGACAUGAUUCUCAAAUAAGAACUAUUUGACCCAUUGGGAUGGAGACCAUACAGGUGGAUCAGUCUUCAACAUCACAAUUAGAAGUGCCAGCAUACUGUUUUGACUAUCUGGAGCCCCUAGACUGUAUGUUGACAUCUUCUCCUUCCGAUUUCUUGGAUGUUGACCUGGAAGACAAGAUGAGAGGAGAGGAUGCCUUUUUUGUUGCAGAAAAUGAGUUGCAGGAAUACAUGAUAGGCAAUGAGGAAGUCAAAGUAGAAAGCAGCAAUGAAGCCUUUCUUCAAGAGCCUGACUCCAAGCCUCUGACAGACACUGAAAAAAAUGUCUGCACACACAGUGAGUCUGGUCUCUUGAUGGACUGUGAAAACCUUUCAUUUCCAAAUCAAGACCACCAGGUCACAAUGGAAAAUGAACCUGUCAUUUUGCAAACUGAUCUGAAACAAACAGUAACACAGGAGAGUCCUGUAGACUUUACAUGUGAUGAUGAAAGUCACGUGCCUAAUGACAAGUCAGAACCAAUAUCAUUACAUACACAAGGCUCAUUACACAUGAGCUCUAUGGAUUGUGAAUCUCUGGGCCAGUGCUUGGACCCCCUUGAAAUGACCUGGACUGACAAUCCUUUAAUGGCACCUUAUGUUGGUAGUGAACAGUCCACCUUUAGCGGCAAGUCUGAAACGAAGGCUCAACUUCCUGACGGAACAUGGCUCUCCAUAGUCAAGCAGUGUGAGAGUAUUUGCUACAUGGAAACAGACCGUUGGACAAAUGGCCAGGUGACUUGUUCUGAGGUCAACAGCCAGGUGACUUGUUUUGAGGUUGGUGGAACAGAGAACAGCAAUACUGAUACUGUAAACAUAGACAUUCCUGCUGUAUCAUCUGUCAUUCUGCCACCCAAGAAGAGAAGGCCAAUAGUCAAAGAACAAGUUGAGGGGUUGGAUUCACCUACUUCUGAGGAAUAUCCAGAGGAAGAAUUUAUCGAGUGUGGGUGCUUGACACCACCUGAACACAUCUCAGAUUCGAAAGAUAGUAUAGGCCUUCCCAGUGAGGGGCUCCUCUUUUGUUCAUCAAGUUUGUCCAUUGUAUCAGACAUUCUGGAAGAUGAACUGCAAGAAGAACAAAGAGUCUCUGGGGAGAAAGCUGAGCAGGUGGCACAAGAGGUAGAUCAAGAAAAAGAAGUAGGCCUGCAAGAUGAAGGGUGCCUCCAAAACAGCCAGCAGCCCAUGUUAAAUACAGAGACCACACUGUGUGCCCAGCAAGAAGCAGAAAUGGAACCUCAAACUCACUUUGAGCAGCUGGACACCACCAGCCAGGACCAAACAGAGAUCAGCCUGGAUGAAACAAUGAUGAGCAAUGGCAAGGAGGAUGUGCUGGAGGAUGUGAAGAGUGUCUCCAGUGACCUCCCAACAGUGAAAGUGAGUUUGGUAGCAGACUCUCCUACCCAAGAAGAUGAGCCGGUACCUUCAGCUCUCCCACCACUACCUGCAAAUCAAGUGGACUGGGAAUCGGCUCAGCAGUUGUCCAGCCGCCUCUACAAUUUGGAUGGGUUCAAGAAGGCAGAGGUGGCGCCAUACCUCUACAAGAACAAUGACUUCAGUAAGACUGUGGCUGAGGAGUAUAUGAAAAAUUUUGACUUUUCUGGACUCACCCUGGAGCAGGCAUUAAGAUCAUUUUUGAAGGUGAUGGUGCUGAUUGGGGAGACCCAGGAAAGGGAGAGGGUUUUGCAGCAUUUUGCCGUCCGUUAUCAUACCUGCAAUCCAAACUCCUUCAAUUCUGCUGAGUCUGUCCUCACGCUCACUUGUGCCCUUAUGCUGUUGAACACAGAUCUUCAUGGCCAGAAUCUUGGAAAAGCCAUGACCUGCUCUAGUUUUGUUUCAAAUCUCGAUGGGAUGAAUGAUGAGGGAAAUUUCCCCAAGGACCUGCUAAAGAGUUUAUAUAACUCCAUAAAGAAUGAGAAGCUUGAAUGGGCCAUUGAUGAGGAGGAAUUGCAAAACACUUUGAUGCCACAAGGAGAGGAUUCAGUGGAUGGCCUGGCGCGUAAUAAAAGCAACCCCUUCCUGGAUGUGGCCCAUGACCAGAAAGCUAAGGUGUACAAGCAGGGCUUUCUGACGCGCAAGGCACAUGCAGACAUUGAUGGGAAAAAGACACCCUGGGGCAAGAGAAGCUGGAAGGUUUUUUAUGCAGUUCUAAAAGGAAUGGUGCUUUAUUUGCAAAAGAAUGAAUGUAAGCCCAACUGGCAAAACUCUGAGGAGGUGAUCAGCGUGCACCAUGCCUUGGCUGAGCAAGCAGUGGACUACACCAAGAGACCCAACGUGUUUCGCCUGCAGACCGCUGACUGGAGAGUCUUCCUUUUCAAAGCAUCGAACACUGAACAAAUGAACUCAUGGAUCUGUCGGAUUAAUCUGGUGGCUGCUCUCUUUUCAUCACCUCCAUUCCCAGCGGCUGUUGGGUCACAGAAGAAAUUUGUGAGGCCUAUUCUCCCAGCGGCCCAGUCCAAAAACACACAGGAAGAACAACUCACUGCUCAUUCAUCCUGGCUAGAGAUUUUCACCUAUGACCUUGAAGACCACCAGCAGAAUCCACCUGAAGGGAAGAAAGGUCGCACGCGUGACUUGGAUCACAGAGUUAAAGAAGAGUACCUGCAAUACGAGAAAAGCCGAUAUGAAGUCUAUGUGAAUCUGCUACAGGCUAAGAAGAAGAUGCUCACUGAAGACCUGGAUCAUUUUGACACCUUGGUGUGUGAUGCGGUUGAAACUGAAGAAGCCUCACUUCAGAAAUCUCAUUCCAGCCCAUCACUCAACCUGGAGUCAGCUGCUCCAAUAGUCAAAGUUAAAAGAAAUAUUUCUGAAAGACGUACCUACAGGAAAAUAAUUGUGCCACGUCGAAACAGAGACCUGCUUUGAUGAAGGUUCAUAGCAGUAGUGUGCUCACUGUUUUUCCAUAGCAAACAAGUGUUCCCACAUAUAAACAAAAGUGUCCAGUAAGUCUUCCAGAAGUGUCCAGUAAGUCUUCCAUUUGCACUUGACACUGUACCAAAACUUCCCAGCUGUGAUGGUUUUCUCUUUUUUAUAAGUCUCCUAGGCAUAGGUUAAGUUCACUUACGGCAUAUCUAGAGACAGGAGAUCAAUGAUCAUACAAAGAAGCAAGAAAUGUAGUGAACGUUUUAAAAAAUGCAGUCCCCAAAUUUAAAUGAUUAAAGAAAUCACUUUCAAACAAUCUCCUUUGGCCAAACUGACUUUCAAAGAGAGUGUUCUGUCAACUACUAACACCCACCAUAACCUUCUUUCACAAUACCAUCCAUUCUGGUCAGAGUUAGUAGAGAAAUGGGGCAUAAAACAGCAACCAGCUCUGGACAAAUGGCCAGUGACCACAGGUCUGUGCCACUGUCUGACACUUUACAAGCAUCAAUAAACAGCCUUUUUAUUUGGUGUAGUUCCCUGGUCGAGAGAGCAUGAUUCUCUGACAAUGCAUGGUUUGAACCAAGCAACCAUCCGUUUACCAAACAAACAAACUAACCUUAUUUUAUAGAAGGCCUUUCAAUAGUGAACACCAGCCCCAGGUAUUUUUCAAGAACAGAACUAGACUUGAGCACAGGCUCAUAAAUUGACUUGUUCAGGGUCGCACAGUGAACCAAGGGUAGAUACUGAACUGGCAGUCUUUUGUUUUAUAGACCAAUCCUUGAGUUGCUAUGCCACAUAGCCUAGAUGGCGAAAGAGGUCUGUUGUUUUUGGUGCCUUCCAAUAGUCAACAAUAUCGCAAGGCAUUGAACAAAUACAGAUCCUAAAUAGUUCUAUUGUUUUUAUAUACAUUUUACAAUAUACAUAUACAAUACACAAUUUAAAGAUGACAAUAGGCAGGUUGCAUGACUCACACAGGGUCAAACAAUUCUGAAAAUACAGAGAAUGAACUGAUCAAUUUUAUAAUUUAUUUAUUUUUUUUUAUAGAAUUCGGAUGUCUUAGCCAUUAGGUCAUCUUCCUAAAUAACUAAAUACCCUUUCUAUUUAGUGCCUUCCAAUAAUGAUCACUCUACCACAAGUCUUAAUAAGCACUUUUUUUUAUUUUUUACAGCUAUAGGUGAAAUAUUUGUAUGUAUUUUCUACCAUUGGCGCAUGGCUCAGCUUCACACACACAUUUACAUUCACUAAAACAAGGUAAAUAACAUGGUUAAAGCAUAAAACUUGCCUGUUAAAAUCCUGCAGUUAAAUGGACAGAUCCACUUAUGGAGUAACACUUCAGCGUCAUUAACCUGCACUGAAAACAUGGCCACAUACCCAGGUUUCUCACCGAGAAAUGUACAUUUGUUAGCAUGGUUUCUCAGAGACUAUCAUCCUCGCAAAUAUUUCUGAAAUUGGGUUUCUGUAAAUAAUCAAGUUAUUCAAGUGUAUGCAAACACACUCACGGGGAGACAGAGACCUGGCAGCCUUACAGUCUGUACUGCACAUCUUAACCACUAGGGGUGGGUGGCCAAACUGCCUGCCUCGUUUGGAGUUGCCUAACCAGCUACUUGUUCUCACUAAUACAAUGUUAGAAUGUCUGCACUGUGAAUGUGGGUACUAUCUGGCUUGUCUCACUUGUAAAGAAAGCAUGUUAAGUCAGUUACUUGGAAAGAAAUGUCUGGAAGACCAUAUCACCACCAAAUAAAUACCCAUCAGCCGGUCAUUUAGAUGAGCAAUUAAAAGUUGUGCCUUCUCUAUUGGCUCUUACCUUUUCAACACCCAGUAGGUUCACAGCAGUGGAGGCCUGGUGCUAAUGGGCUGUUUCCUUGCACUUUGCCUUUAACAAAAUGGUCAUGCAUUGUAUGCUUUGGCUAGUCAUUUUCAUGUGUUCUUACGUUAUUCUUGCCAACGAUUCCUCCUGGAAAACAUUUUGUUCAACUGAGCUACUCUCUUCACCCUUUAUGUAUAUGAAGGGGGUUGCUUUUGAGAAACCUUCAGCUUCAGAACUGUUGGAUGGUGAACAUUUUCUUUCUUUUUACUUCUGAAUAUUCAUCAUUGCUGGUUGAGGAUGUUACGGUCAGUUUAUUUGUGGCUUCAUCACCAUGCACCAUUCCUAACGACAGCCAGCCGUUCAGCCCAGCAUAACAUCUAAAGCCUUGCUCAUGUAAUGUUUAAAAAAAUAUUAUCAAGACAACACAAAUUGGAAGCUGGGCAUGACAGCAUAAACAAAUACACUGGAAAUAAACAUCAACAGAAGACUAUGUGAAGACAGAGGCAGCCAUAAAUGAACAUACAGGCUCCAUGAAUCCAGACGUGAAUGCACUUUGCUUUAUCUCAGGGAUUUCUAAUUUUGUGCAGGGGUCCAAUGUCAGGACUUGGACGUUUUAUUUUUACUUUGACACAAGUAGUUGUAUCUGUAAUGUAACUCUUGACUCUCUCUUAAAUGAAGGAUUCCUUGGCUACUGUGACUGGCAUUGCUUAUUUAAAAUUAAACUUGAAUGAAUGCAGAAACCCAGA
This is a messenger RNA of Erpetoichthys calabaricus (reedfish), 6095 nucleotides long. Its product is annotated as PH and SEC7 domain-containing protein 2-like. The record is from RefSeq and is a predicted model, not a curated record. Bases 690 to 3545 code for a protein of 951 amino acids. Lineage: Eukaryota; Metazoa; Chordata; Cladistia; Polypteriformes; Polypteridae. The transcript has 16 exons. Gene Ontology annotation, biological process: regulation of ARF protein signal transduction. Gene Ontology annotation, molecular function: guanyl-nucleotide exchange factor activity; phospholipid binding; protein binding.